UGCCUCUCUCACUAUUUCCUAUUUGAUUUAUUCAGAAAAGCCUGUACUUAUUGUUAGUUUAUCAUAAAAAGAAUUCUUGAGCAUGCCUACUUGAUACCGUGAAGUAUAUAAGCUUGCUCAGAUAUCACCGCAGCACAUUGCACAUUAAACCACAGUGCUGCACAGAAGUGGGGAAAGUCAAAGAUGGGAAGUCCAAGAGACUACAGUACAUCUAACAAAGUACAAAAGUGUAAAAUAUUGCCUAUAAUCGAAGAGUUUAGUGAAAAUUUAAAGGGUAUAUGUGGAAAGUGUAUGGACGUUGGUUGUGGUCCUGGAGAUAUAACAAAAGAUUUUUUGUUACCAAGUCUUGAUUCAAAUGCACAAAUAAUUGGUACGGAUAUUUCGGAAAGCAUGAUCAAAUAUGCGAAUAAAACACUUAGCGAUGAAAAACGGCUCCACUUUGAAGUAUUGGAUAUUCAAACUAAAAAUUUACCUAAGAAAUAUAUUUCUGAAUUUGAUCAUAUAUUUUCGUUUCACACUUUGCAAUGGUGCAAUGACAUUCGACAAGCCUUUAGGAAUAUGUAUCAAAUGCUACGACCCAAUGGAACUAUACUUUUAUAUAUAAUAGCAUCUCAUGAUCUGUGUGAAGUUUACAAAAUUUUGGAGCAAAACAUCCGCUUUGCGCAAUAUAUACCGGAUACGAUGAAAAACAUUUUUCCGUUUCAUGGGUCAAAUAAUGCUCGCAAAGACUUAAAAGAAUUACUUCAAAGUGUCGGAUUUACAAUUCACCAUUGCAGUCUUCGGGAUGCGAGCUAUUCUGAAGAAAAAUUGAGACAGUUUUUGAACUCGAUAAUAUCCCUCUUAACAUUUCUUGAAGACAUGCCACAAAAUCUGAUGGAAGAAUUCAAGAAUACACUUACAUGUGAAUUUCUAAAAAAAAAAAUUGACUAUAAAUCAAUAUAUAAUAAUCAGGAACUUACAUUGGAUUUAUAUGAAGUAUUAGUAGUUUACGCACAAAAGAUAUAAUAAUCUAUAACAAUUGCGUAAACAUAUAUGCAGUCAUAUAAUAAAAAAACUAGAAGACAGAAUUUUUGUAGCACUAGUUCUUGUAUCAUCAGAUACUUGUAUUAUCA
Messenger RNA from Temnothorax curvispinosus, 1112 nucleotides. RefSeq names its product juvenile hormone acid O-methyltransferase-like. NCBI's taxonomy places the organism in Eukaryota, Metazoa, Arthropoda, Insecta, Hymenoptera, Formicidae. The transcript is spliced from 5 exons. The record is from RefSeq and is a predicted model, not a curated record. Bases 184 to 1005 code for a protein of 273 amino acids.